Molecule: messenger RNA, 654 nt
Organism: Cannabis sativa
Lineage: Eukaryota; Viridiplantae; Streptophyta; Magnoliopsida; Rosales; Cannabaceae
Exons: 1
Coding region: 1-654 (217 amino acids)
Source: RefSeq, a predicted model, not a curated record
AUGGGAAUUGCUGAAGCUGGGGAGAAUAGCUUUUAUUUGGGUCUUCCCAACACUUUGGGCCGCAAUAAGACGUCUAUGCUUGGAUUCUUGAAGGAUAAAAUGAGGAAAAGAAUUCAGAGCUGGGAAGGAAGGUUCUUGUCUAAAGUAGGGAAAGAGUUGCUAAUUAAAUCUGUGGCUCAAUCAUUACCAAGCUAUGCCAUGAAUGUCUUCCUUCUACCUGUGGAAGCUUGUCCGGAAAUGGAGCAAAUGAUGUGCAAAUUCUGGUGGCAAGCUUCUGCAAAGAAUAAUAAAGGGAUACAUUGGAAGAGUUGGGAGAGAUUAACAAUUCACGAGUCUAAGGGUGGAAUGGGGUUUAGAAAUCUAAUAGACUUUAAUUUAAGCCUUCUUAGCAAGCAAGGUUGGCGCCUGUUAAGUCAGCCUGAUUCCUUGGUGGGUCGUAUUUUCAAAGCUCGUUAUUAUAAAAGUGGUAGUUUUCUAUCAGGGGAUUUGGGGUGUAAUCCGAGCUUUGUGUGGCGUAGUAUUAUGGAAGCUCAGGACAUGGUUCGGAGUGGGGUUAGGUGUCGUAUUGGGGAUGGUUCAACUGUAAACAUUCUCUUGGACCCGUGGCUGCCUGACUAUGAUAAUCCGAGAGUUUCCUCUUCUCAUCCGGCGUGA